AUGGAGGCGAUGCAUCCGACGGCCGGGUGGGAGAAAGUGGGAGAUAAGUUUUACCGCAAGACCCAACUGUAUACCGCGAUAUUCGACCAGGAUCUUGACUUGGACAAUUAUAUCGUUGCUGGUGCUCCAUAUGGCGGCGCUGUAGCAAUAUGUCGAGAUGAUACUAAAAUCGUAUCUUAUCAGCCUUCUAAGUCGUCAAAGCCCAGUAUUGACAUAUAUAGUUGUGCUGGUAAGCUGUUGAAAAGCAUUUCCUGGGAUAAGGGUUCCAUCAAAGGCCUUGGUUGGUCUGAAGACGAGAAACUUUUAGUCGUGAGCUACGAUGGGACCGUGAGAUGUUACUACAACCUGCAAGGAGAUUUUACACAAUUCUCCCUCGGUCGUGAAGCCGAAGAUUUCGGUGUGCAUUCAUGUCGAUUUUACGAUCAUGGUAUGGUUGCCUUACUUACUAAUAAUAUACUCAUUUCUGUGUCCUCAUACGAUGAACCACGGCCAAAAGCCCUCGCAUCGCCACCGGAAGGAGAAGUUUACGCCUGGGCUAUCAUCUCUCCGAGCUUCACGCUGUCUAGGUCGGUAGAGGUGCUCUUAAGCAUUAACAAGACUGUCUAUGUUGUGGAUAAAACCGACUGUGAAGAUCGAUUCCUUGACAUCGGCCCAUUCUCACACAUUGGCGUGUCUCCGAAUGGGAAGUUUGCGGCACUCUAUGCUACGGACGGGAAAGCUCACGUUAUUACGGCCGACUUUCAGAGCCGGUUAAGCGAACAUAAUUCUGGGUCUCAGCUUAGACCUAAAUACUUAGAAUGGUGUGGCAAUGACGCUGUUGUCAUCGCAUGGGAAGAUGAGGUGAACGUUGUAGGACCUAACAAUGCCGUGGCGAGCUACGUUUAUGAAGGUCGCGUCCACGUAAUACCGGAUCACGAUGGCGUACGAUUAAUUACUAAUGAUGUCUGCGAUUUCCUCCAAAAAGUACCAGAUGUUACAGAUGAAGUAUUCCGUCUUGGUAGCGGGUCGCCAGCUUCCGUCUUACUCGAUGCUGUAGAGCAGCUCGAGAAUCAGUCGCCAAAAGCUGACGAUAACAUUCAGCUUAUAAGACCAAAUCUUGUUGAAGCAGUUGAUACGUGCGUUGCUGCUGCUGGACACGAAUUCAAUGUCCACUGGCAGAAACAACUAUUGAAAGCUGCCUCGUUCGGCAAGUCAGUACUAGAUAUAUACAAUAGUGACGACUUCGUUGACAUGUGCGAGACAUUACGAGUGAUUAAUGCCGUACGAUAUUACGAAGUCGGCUUACCCCUAUCCUACGAACAAUAUCAACGCCUUACACCCGAAGGACUAAUCCAGAGGCUCAUAAACCGCCAUGAAUAUCUACUUGCUCUUCGGAUUGCCGGGUACCUACGCUUACCCACGGACCGCAUAUUCGUCCACUGGGCUUCCGCAAAAGUCCGAAUCGGUACAGAAGAUGAAGAGACCAUCUGCCGAAUGGUGGUAGAAAAGCUGUCAGGAAAGCCGGGCAUUUCCUUCGAGGCCAUCGCCCGCGCUGCUUACGACGAGGGCCGCGGCCGACUGGCUACAGAGCUUCUGAAUCAUGAACCUCGCGCAGGACGACAGGUCCCGCUCCUCCUAAGCAUGGAAGAAGACGAAAUCGCGCUUGAUAAGGCGAUCGAGAGCGGCGACUCUGACCUAAUCCUCUUUGUGCUGCUCCAGCUGAAGAAAAAGCUCCCACUAGCAUCCUUCUUCCGCGUAAUUAACGCACGACCGACUGCCACUGCGCUCGUUGAGUCGUCAGCAGCCUUAGAGAAUGAUAAUGCGCUCCUUAAAGAUCUUUAUUAUCAAGACGACCGCCGAGUAGAUGGCGCAGGCGUGUUCGUCCAUGAAGCCCUGCGACAACCUGAUGCACGUACAGCAAACGAUAAACUCGCCCUUGCCGCGAAGUUGUUAUCUGAUUCGAAGGAAAACUAUUUCGAGUUGGCAGCUUUGAAGGAAGCAGCUCAGCUUUUGCGCAUGCAGGAGGCUUUGGAUCGAGACCUAACCGACACGUUUACCGGGUUAAGCGUCAAUGAGACUCUAUUCAAGUUGAUUCGCUUGGGUUACCAUAACAAGGCUAAGAAGAUCCAAAGCGAGUUCAAGGUUCCGGAGAGGGUGGCUUGGUGGAUCCGACUUCGAGCACUCGUCGCGAAACGGGACUGGAACGAAAUCGAGGACAUUGCUAAGAGCAGAAAAAGCCCGAUUGGCUGGGAGCCGUUCUUCAACCAGAUCCUGCAAGCGGGCAACGCCAACCUUGCAGCCUCCUUCAUUCCUAAGUGCACGAAUCUGGAAGCUGGGGCCGCCAUCACCAUGUACGAGAAGUGCGGCCUACGCGUUAAGGCCGCGGAGGAAGCCGUCAAGGUCAAAGAUGCCGAUGCAUGGGCUCGUUUGUUGGAUGCUGCCGGUAGAGACACGGCAGAUGGGAGGGCUAUCGAGAAGUUGGGGGCACAGGUGUUUAAGAAGUAA
Messenger RNA from Daldinia childiae, 2484 nucleotides. Its product is annotated as putative vacuolar protein sorting-associated protein 16 like protein. Gene Ontology annotation, molecular function: actin binding. Gene Ontology annotation, biological process: endosomal transport; intracellular protein transport; vacuole fusion, non-autophagic. The record is from RefSeq and is a predicted model, not a curated record. The transcript has 5 exons. Lineage: Eukaryota; Fungi; Ascomycota; Sordariomycetes; Xylariales; Hypoxylaceae. Gene Ontology annotation, cellular component: HOPS complex; lysosomal membrane; cytoplasm. Bases 1 to 2484 code for a protein of 827 amino acids.